UAGAAACAUGGUUUUCGACCAGCAGCUGGUUUUGAUCUCUCUAUUUCUGUUCAACAGGAUGCUGUUACCUCUUUUACAGCUAGCUUGGCUGAGCUCUGUUUCCUGACUCUUCCCCCCCCCACCACCAAGAUAAUUAUUGUGUGUGUGUGUCUUACAGAGGGGGAGAUAGAGUGAGAGACAGUUCAUGGAAUGCUGUGAUGUCAUCAGCUCAGUCCCACACAAAGGCAAGGAGGAGGACACACAAGCACACUCACUCUCCCGAGUAGUUACUCUGCCGUGGAGCGUCUGCACCCCACUAUUCACCCAGCCAUGGCUGCCUGAUGAGUACUGAGGACGACUGACAAGGGAGGAGGGAGUGUCAGUGUAGAGGACGUCAGAGGAAGCUGUCUACAGCUUGUGUAUGUGACAGAGGAGCCUCGAUCUUCUUCUUCUCCUCAUGAAGCUUGUUUAGAAACCAACACGUCUUCAGGAAACUGUCGACCCAAGGAGUCAGGACAGUACCCAUCCACGCCCUGCUAGACUGGGCAACCUGCUGGAACAGCCCUUACCGCCUUAACCCCUCCACCUCCAGCCCGCCGCCACCACCAUGCUGCAGCAGAUACUAAAGGACAUGUACAUCGAUCCUGAUGUGCUGGAGGCCCUGAACGAGGACCAGAAGAAGACCUUGUUCCUGAAGAUGAGACAGGAGCAGGUGCGGCGUUGGAAGGAAAGUGAGGAGAAAGAAGACCAUAGACCAAAGCCGAGUACAGCCAACCGUAAGAAUGUGAGCUGGUUGCUGGGCAGGGACGGUGAUGUGUCGGUCAUGGUGAUUGGAGAGGUGGACGAGCUGAAGACCUCUAAACUCAUCUGUUCUGGGCCUGUGGAGAGGAAAGCACCUCCAAGCCUGCACAAUAGCACACGCCACCAGACAACUCCCCCGAAGAGCAACCUGGUAAACAGACCCGUCUCAGAAUCUGUCAGAACUGGGAGAGAGAGCCUGCUUCCCAAAACACAGCCAGGGAUACAGCUCAAUUUAAAGGAGAACACUGAGGAAGUGAGGACAUGGCCCCCUCUACAGGUGUCAGUGGGUGAGCAGCAGCCACCAGCAGCACUGGAAAAACAAGCUGAGUUGAAGCAGGAUUUAGAGGUCGACGCUCCAGAGGAGAAGCCAGUCCUCUCUUCCGACAGACCUCACUCAAGAGCUGGCACUGCCAACCCGAGGCUGGAUACCGCGCUGUCCCCCGUCCCCAAGAACUUCACCAUCACACCAUCCCCUGUCCCUACCGUCACACCGUCCCCUCUCCCCAGCACCGUAACAUUGUCUCCGGUCCCCGGCAUUGUCACCCCGUCUCCAGUCCCCCGCAGCAAUGCCAUCCGAGACGCUCUAGAGAAGAGCACUGCCAAAGCGCGGGCUUCAGAGAAGACCGUCACGCCCUCUCCCGUCCCUAGCUCUGUCAAAACGUCCCCUGUUCCCAGUGUGACCCCGUCCCCUGUCCCCAGCUCCACUCCGUCCCCUGUCCCCAGUGUCUCACCGUCCCCUGUCCCAAGCUCCACUCUGUCCCCUGUCCCUAGCAUCUAUUCACCGUCCCCUUUCCACAGGACCAUCACUCCAUCCCCUGUGGCUAGCAGCGCGGCCAUAAGAGACGCUCUAGAGAAGAGCACCACCAAACCACAUGGUCCGGAGAAGACGACCGUCAUUCCGCUGUCCGUCACAACCAGGCUCCACCCCCAGGAGACACCCAGCAGCCAAGAUGUCUGCGUGAUGGCAGCCUACCGCAGGGCCAUGUCUGAGGAUGUGGUGUCUGAGGGGGGCGGAGACACCUGUUCACGGAGUGGUCGGGUGGCUCAGCUCAUGAAGAACUUCAGCGGGAAGAGCCCCACGACCCCUGCACAGACUCCUCCUCCCCGCGGUAGCAAACCCCCCAUCCCCACCAAACCCAACCACCUGCACCUGGUUGCCAGCCCCUCACUCAGGUAAUCCACAGGACCUGACCACCAGGGCCACCCGCUGUCCCCCAUCAUACCACACCCCACCCAGGCCCCACUGAACACUGCUGGGCACCCAGCCUGGGGGUCUCAGCAACUGGGGACAAGGACGCAAGGAGGCAGGCCCCAAGGCUCUCAGGAACACAGCCAAAACCUUUGACUCCAUUGCUGUUACUCCAAAAGCAAAGCAAUGAGAAUAGAGCUUUUGCCAUUUUUACCUGUGCCAUGUUUUAUUUAGUGUUUUAAAUUGUACAGUACUGUAAAUUCUCUCUGUGGGGAAAAGGUGAACCAAAAGCGUUGCUUGUAAAACAGCGUCUUCCUUUGUUUCCUGCUUUUGCCUUUUUAUAUUCAAUGUAUUAUUGACCGUAUCAUACCAUGUAUUCUUCACCUGUCUAUCUACUUAAAAAAAAAAAAAUCUUGCCAUGAACAAAUACCACUUUACUGUUACAUUUGGCGCACAAUAUGUUCACAAAGCUUGUGCAAUGUUGUCAAGGUCAUAAACCUGUUCUUGAGAUUGCAACAAAUCAUGACAAAUGUCACCCUGAAUGACGCAGUACUUUUGUUUUCGUAGUUAAGAGCUUAUCUGUUUGGUGACUAAAUAUAAAGACAAUUGUUCCAUGUGCUAACAAAUGACAGAGCCAAAUUGAUCAUACACGCCUGUCAUGGCCAAGGAGAUGGGUAGAGUACAGUAUGGCUGGACAGACGGGUAUAACCGGGUGAGUGAGGGAAGGUGGUUCCUCCUUAAUAAUCCACGGCGCUCCUCACCGGGAGCAGCACCGUCAGCUUGUUUACUGUCACAUCUCCCCUGACUGCCACCUGGCCGAACAAGCACCUAUCGAACAAGCAGCUAUCUACCUGAGAUUGACCAAUGACAGUGCCAAACGUCUCUGCUCUGUGUCCCGGUGGACCGAACACUGGCAAGCCACACGGUCCGUGCCAAAUAAAUCUUGUUAGCUGUGGUUAACCUGUCUGUUAUUUUCCUCAAUCUCACUUUUGAUUGGUUGCACUCGUUUUUUCAAUUUUUUAAAACAUUUUUUACUAUGUUAAUGGGGAGAGCGAGAGUGACGAUCUCUGUGUCUGUGUGUAACGAGUGUGCGUUGUCCCACACAAGGUGUGUGUUGAACUAUGUGUGUGAUGUCAGGCCUGUGUGGCGCAACCACAGUGGAACAAUAAAAUCAUUUGACCCCUCCAA
Salmo salar (Atlantic salmon) is the source of this 3157-nucleotide messenger RNA. RefSeq lists its product as uncharacterized. Lineage: Eukaryota; Metazoa; Chordata; Actinopteri; Salmoniformes; Salmonidae. The record is from RefSeq and is a predicted model, not a curated record. Gene Ontology annotation, cellular component: cytoplasm.